AUGGGGUUUGGGCCAUUGCUGUUUGUUGUAUUGCUGAUUAGCCCGUACGUUGUUUGUGGUUUGCAUGGUCAACAUGCAAAGGAUGGGAAUGUGAUUGAUCACCACAAUGGUACGAGUUCUGAAAAGAAGCUGCCACAUGGCUUGCAUGUUGAUACAGGACGCGAGCAAGAAAAAAAUGCAACUUCAAGUAAUCAAGUUGUGGAGUUAAAUGGCAAUCAGGUUGCGCACUAUGGAGGUAGUGGAGGAGAAGGAGGGGGUGGAGGCGGCGGCGGUGCUGGUGGAGGCGGAGGCGGAGGCGGAGGCGGAGGCGGUGGAAGUGGUAGUGGUGGAGGGAGAGGUGGUGGAAGGAGGAAAAGGAGAGGAAAACAUACAUGCGGUAGAAGGGGAGGAAGUGGCGGCGGAGGUGCUGGCAGUGGUGGUGGUGGAGGAGGAGGCGGUGGUGGUGGAAAUGGUGGAGGCCAUGGUUGGGGAAGUGGGAGUGGUGGUGGUGGCGGUGGCGUUUGA
Molecule: messenger RNA, 504 nt
Organism: Coffea eugenioides
Lineage: Eukaryota; Viridiplantae; Streptophyta; Magnoliopsida; Gentianales; Rubiaceae
Product: ctenidin-1-like
Exons: 2
Coding region: 1-504 (167 amino acids)
Source: RefSeq, a predicted model, not a curated record